Cottoperca gobio is the source of this 849-nucleotide messenger RNA. RefSeq names its product olfactory receptor 52E4-like. The record is from RefSeq and is a predicted model, not a curated record. Gene Ontology annotation, biological process: detection of chemical stimulus involved in sensory perception of smell; G protein-coupled receptor signaling pathway. Gene Ontology annotation, molecular function: G protein-coupled receptor activity; odorant binding; olfactory receptor activity. Gene Ontology annotation, cellular component: membrane. NCBI's taxonomy places the organism in Eukaryota, Metazoa, Chordata, Actinopteri, Perciformes, Bovichtidae.
AUGGCUUUUGAAGCUGAAUUGAGGAAGAAGACAAACUCUACGCAGGUUUCAUAUUUCACACUAAGUGCCUACGUUGACACCGGGGUUUUUAAAUACUUGUACUUCCUGAUUGUUCUGACUUUUUAUAUUUGUAUUAUUGGUGCCAAUGUAUUGCUGCUUGUGGUUAUCUGUGUGAACAGAAGCUUACAUGAACCUAUGUACCUUUUUCUGUGCAGCCUGUUUGUAAAUGAACUGUUUGGUAGUACAGGGUUGUUUCCAUUCCUUCUGGUUCAGAUCCUCUCUGACGUUCACACUGUUUCUACUUCUUCUUGUUUCCUGCAGAUUUUUUGUGUGUAUACAUAUGUUUGUGUGGAAUUUUUCAACUUAGCCGUCAUGUCUUAUGACAGAUAUCUUGCUAUCUGUUGUCCUCUGCAAUAUAACUCACGUAUGACUUCCAGCAAGGUUUCAAUCCUCACUAUAUUCUCAUGGUUGUACAGUGUACUUGCAACUGUUGUCAUACUUUAUGGGAUUGUUUACGUGUCAACUGUAAUAGUUGCUCUUAUAAUACUAAUCUUCUUCUCCUACAUGAGGAUCCUUAAAGUGUGUUUCUCUGGUUGUAAGCAGACGAGACAGAAAGCUGUCAGUACCUGCACACCUCACCUCGCUUCUCUGCUCAACUUCUCUUUUGGUGCUUUCUUUGAAAUAUUACAGAGCAGGUUUGAUAUGAACAGUGUCCCCAAUAUGUUGCGUAUAUUCUUAUCGUUAUACUUCCUAACAUGCCCGCCGCUCUUUAACCCUUUAAUAUACGGCCUGAAAAUGUCCAAACUCCGUAACAUAUGUAAAAGUCUUGCUUUUGGUCAAAUAAUGUAG